UUUAACUCUCCUCCUCGCCCUCUGUCCCUUUCCUUUCUCCGUCCCUCUCUGUUUCUUUCUCAAGUCACAGGAGAAUAGAGAAAGGAGGCGUCGAAGAGAACAGAGAAAGGAGGCGUCUUACUUGUUUGCUAUCUGAAUCUGUUUUCCUUCAACGCUUUCUUUUGGUGCACUCUUCUAAUUCAUCUCUCCAAUCUCAUGGCAAAGCCUACUACAAACAAGAACCAUGGCAUUAACGAUCUGUCGGAUGCUGCUCUUCUGCAUAUCCUAUCCUUCUUACCCACCAAAAACGCGGCGCAGACCAGCCUCCUAUCAAAAAGGUGGAGAUACUUGUGGAUCCGCGUCCCCGUGCUCGAUAUCGAUUGCAGUAACUUAGUAUGCAGCAGUGACUUGUAUGCUGCAUUGCAGCACCGCAAGCACUCACCCAUUAGAAAGUUGCGACUUCAAUUCCACGGAACAAACCACUGUUUUCGCCACUUCAGCGAAUUCAAGGAUUGGAUAUAUUUCUCCAUGCGCCGAGGGCUUGAAGAGUUUUAUCUAGAUGGCGCUGUUGAUCAUCCUACCGCUUGCCUCAGCAGUGAUCAUCGUCCUUCGAUAGACAAACACCUUUUGCCGAUAGGCCUCAUGACCUACAAGAAUCUUCGUGUGUUGAGUUUGAAAGAUUGCAGUAUUAAUGCUUGUGUUCGCAUGGAUUUUGGGUGUUUGGAAACACUUCGACUGAGUCGUCCUCGUGUGAAACCGCAGGUGCUUCAACAACUGAUCGAUAGCUGCCCUCUUCUUAGGAGUUUUGUAUUAGAAUUUUAUGAGCAUCUGAAAAACCUCGAGCUUCGUUGCCAAAAUCUCAAAAGCAUGAAGCUGAUAUGUUUUCAUAGUCGAUGGUCGCGAAUCGAAUUUGACAUGCCCAAUCUGCAGUCUUUCUAUUACAAAGGAUACCUACCAGAGCAGGUUUUUUCAUUAACAAACCCAGUGAAUCUGAUUGAUGCUGAGAUUUGCUUCUGCAAAGGUCUUAAUAUUUAUACGGAUAUCAGCUUCAGGAAUUUUAUCAGUAAGUUUGGCCAGGCAAAGUUCUUAAGGUUGAUAACUCCGAAAAUUGAGGAAUUUGUAAUUUCUAAGAAUUUAUCAGAAGGUCUUCCACCAUUUUUUCAAAGACUCAAGCAAUUGGAGCUGAAAGGGAGUAUGACAAGUACACACACAAUCUUUGCAAUAGCUAAUUUCCUUGAAUUUUCUCCAAUUUUGGAAGUCCUCUCCAUGAUCUUUGUUCCAACUGCUACGAAAAUGUCUUUGGAAAGGAAAGAAACAGAAUUUCAGGCUUCAAUCAGUUGCUUACGACAUCAUCAGAUGAUGAUGGAUAGUGAUAUGGAGUCUGAUGAUGCAGAGUUUCAUGAGUUGCCAAAGGUUUCAUAUAACUGCUUGCAGCAUCAUCUAAGAAAAAUUAAGUUGGUGAACUUCCAAGGAGGUGCAGAUGAAAUGAAGCUAGCCAAGUUCUUAAUUGGGAGUGCGAUAGCACUGGAGGAAAUACACAUCCAAGGUAUCGAGCAGACAUUCUGUCACCACAUGAGGGUGAAAAGAAAACUCCUAAGGUGGAUAACCAAUCCACAUACUGAAGUAACAUAUGUUUAAAAGAAGCUGGUUUUGUUAUCUUGAAAUAUUUGUUUUGAUGUAGGGUUGAGCCAAUAACCUCCUAACCAUCAAUUAAA
Molecule: messenger RNA, 1694 nt
Organism: Elaeis guineensis (African oil palm)
Lineage: Eukaryota; Viridiplantae; Streptophyta; Magnoliopsida; Arecales; Arecaceae
Product: F-box/FBD/LRR-repeat protein At1g16930-like
Molecular function (GO): protein binding
Source: RefSeq, a predicted model, not a curated record